Molecule: messenger RNA, 1953 nt
Organism: Ylistrum balloti
Lineage: Eukaryota; Metazoa; Mollusca; Bivalvia; Pectinida; Pectinidae
Product: mucin-2-like
Exons: 1
Coding region: 1-1953 (650 amino acids)
Source: RefSeq, a predicted model, not a curated record
AUGAACACAGUGAUAAAAAACCACGCUUCCACAACCACGAAAACAGCUACAACCAACAACAAUCCGGCAACUACAAACACACCGACAACAAACAAGGCUCCGGCAACUACAAACACACCGACAACAAACAACGCUCCGGCAUACUACGAAAACAGAGACAACAAACAAACGCUACGAACACAGGACAACAACUACGAACACAGGCAACUACGAACACAGAGACACAAACAACGCUCCAGUGACUACGAUCACAGCGCAGACAACAAAGCCCCCACAACCACAAACACAGUGACAACAAACAGCGCUCCGGCAACUACGAACACAGUGACAACAAACAACGCUCCAGCGACUACGAAUACACCGAAAACAAACAACACUUCAACAACUACGAUCACACCGACAACAAACAACGCUCCAGCGACUACGAUCACAGCAGCAACAAACACUGCCACAUGUAGAAACAAACCGACAACAAACAACGCUACGAACACAGACAACAAACACCAUGACCACGCUUCCACAACCACGAAAACAGCUACAACCAACAACAAUCCAGCAACUACGAACACACCGACAACAAACAACGCUCCAGCGACUACGAACACAGCGACAACAAACAACGCUCCAGCAACUACGAUCACAACGACAACAAACAACGCUCCAGCGACUACGAUCACAGCGACAACAAACAAAGCCCCCACAACUACGAAAACAGAGACAACAAACAACGCUCCGGCAACUACGAACACAGAGACAACAAACAACGCUCUAGCGACUACGAUCACAGCGACAACAAACAACGCUCCGGCAACUACGGACACAGUGACAACAAACAAAGCCCCCACAACCACGAACACAGUGACAACAAACAUCGCUCCGGCAACUACGGACACAGUGACAACCAACAACACUCCCACAAACAUGAACACAGCGACAACAAACAACACUCCCACAACCACGAACACAGUGACAACAAACAACGCUCCAGCGACUACGAAUACACCGACAACAAACAACACUUCAACAACUACGAUCACACCGACAACAAACAACGCUCCAGCGACUACGAUCACACCGACAACAAACAACAUUGCAGCGACUACGACCACAGUGACAACAAACAACGCUCCAGCGACUACGAACACAGCAGCAACAAACACUGCCACAUGUAGAAACAAACCGACAACAAACAACGCUACAGCAACCACGAACACAGCAGCAACAAAACCCCACCACCAUGAACACAGUGAUAAAAAACCACGCUUCCACAACCACGAAAACAGCUACAACCAACAACAAUCCAGCAACUACGAACACACCGACAACAAACAACGAACACUGACAACAAACAAGCUCCAACUACUACGAACACAGCGACAACAAACAACGCUCCCACAAAUACGAUCACAGCGACAACAAACAAAGAACAAAGCCCCCACAACUACGAAAACAGAGACAACAAACAACGCUCCAGCAACUACGAUCACAACGACAACAAACAACGCUCCAGCGACUACGAUCACAGCGACAACAAACAAAGCCCUCACAACUACGAAAACAGAGACAACAAACAACGCUCCGGCAACUACGAUCACAGCGACAACAAACAACGCUCCAGCAACUACGAACACAGCGACAACAAACAACGCUCCCACAAACAUGAACACAUUGACAACAAAGAACACUUCCACAACCACGAACACAGCGACAACAAACAACACUCCCACAACCACGAACACAGUGACAACAAACAAUGCUCCAACAACUACGAACACAGCAACAACAAACAACGCUCCCACAAAUACGAUCACAGCAACAACAACCACGAAACAGAACAAAGCCCCCACAACUACGAAAACAGAACACAGACAACAAACAACGCUCCAGCAACUACGAUCACAGCGACAACAAAGAAUGUUUCAUCAAGUAUGGUUACACAAACGUUACCUGUGA